CGAACAGCCUUGCGGUGGAAGUGCUAAUAAAGUAACAUUCGGACGCUACUAGGAACAAAGGGCAUCGCUACUAGCAAGGACGCUACUUGGUGCGCUCCUGGCCUUACUACUAGGAGCAAGAGCUCCUAGUAACAAGAAUCAAGCAGAAGUUGAGUACCGUGUGAUAGAAGGAAAGGUGCCAAGGUGUUUCACUCGUUUUUCUGCCAAGACUGGACACCUUUCAUGCAGGGGAAAAACAUUGUGAUUAGGCAAGAGGCUAGAACUUACUGCAACGAUUUCAUUCAGCAUUUGCCCAAGUGUAUGGAAUGGUCAUGGCCAGUGAUGCCGGUCGUUUGGAUUUGCACCUAUGGUCGCACCUGACGCUGAACUCAGACGCAGAGGAUGUCUUAGGGCUUUACCGGAAUUUGCAUCCUUUGCGCUUCAACCAUCGGCAUAUCUAUUGGAACGAGCAGAAGUCACACCUUCUCGUCUUCCUCCACUUGGGUCAACAUGGCUCAUGGACUUUGUGCAAAUGGCAAGGUCCAAGGGGCGCGAGCUCGACACUGACCAAGUUGGUGGCCAGAUGUCGCCGCGGAAUAAAGGCGACCUAUCAGACACUUCGGGUGAGACGUAGUCUUUGGCAUGGAGGCGCUGGCAAGGUCCGCGCUUUGGUUUUGCCGGCAGGCAAGCAAUUCUUUUUCAACAGUACUGGAAACUUUCAGGAAAUUCUCACCGAAUUUGCUGCUGCCCCAGAUGUCAUUCAGAAGAGACUGGGGCUUCUUUCCUCUCGUGCGCGCACUACGAUGGCCGACCCCAGCUUCUUCAUGGCCGAUCUCUCGCGAAUGGUGGGCUGGAUGGAUCGGCCGCCAUUGAAUCUGUGGACGUUGGGGACCUACUUUUAUCACGUGGCACAUGCCCAAGUUCCAGGUUCGCCCUGCUGGGGAGGUGGAUACAUGCCACAGAUGUGUUGUCAUGCACGCAUCAGUCCGGAAAAACUCUCGUGGUGCUUCGGCCGCAUUGAGGGAGACAUGGUGGAACAUUGCUGUGCUAGAUAUUUGGAACAUCCGCCCGUGGGUAGAGUUGAGAUGCCUCCAGUACGUCCGUUGUUUUCCCGGAUCUCGGUACAAAUCUUUCUCCAAAGCUACAACGAGGAUCGGUUUGCACUUCUGCCCUUCUUGGAGUCAGUUGAACGCUUUUGGCCCAAGGACUGGAAAUCACGGGUCUUUGUAGCAGUCGACAACGUGACAGCGGAUCACCAGAUGUGUGAAGCGCUUUCGUCCAGAGUGACUUGUGUCGUAACCGAAAGCAUUCCUCGUGGGCCUUCUGUGAUUGACUCUAUUGAAUGGAGCGGACGCGGCGUGAGCGAGAGAUAUCACAAACUGCUGUUGCAGUAUCACUAUUGGCUUGCAGACAUAUAUAUAGCACAGCAUGUUAAAAUGCCAGACUGGAUUGCUUGGUUUGACGCUGAUGUUGUCAUCCACACACCACGAGUGGAAGAGUUGCUGAUGCCAUUUGGCCUCCCCGUUCACUUUGCCCGUCGCUCAAUGCAGAAUUCAAUGGAGACAAUGUCAUUGGGCCUUGAUUGGGUUGGGGAAUUCAUGGACACAUUCCCUCAGCUGGUACGGCCUAGCCACUUGCAGCAUUUCCGUGCAUUCGUUAAGAAGAUGUUUAACAAAGAUAGCUUUGAAGAAGCAUACCACGCUUGGCGCCAAAGCAUUGAAGAAGCAGCUUUGGUUCAUGGUAAGUUCUACGGCUACCUCUCAGAGGCUGAAGGGCCUCAGAGUUCAUUUCCAGUGUUCUUAUAUCAUUUCCACCACGAGGAAUUCACUUGGGCCCUUGAAGAUGCUGCUGCCUUUGGACUUCCCUUGGAGGAUUCAUGCUUGUCAUUCCGUGUUGCAAGUCAUGUAAGUCAGUGGAAGCACAAAGUGAGGGAGAGCAAUUGGACGGAAGCAGCAUAUGCACAGCGCGCAAGGCGGUUGAUGCAACUCGGACAGAGGAACAGCCGGGUGCUUCGUAUAGCCUUGUUGAGUGCCAACUUCAAUCCUGAAGGCACCUGGAGUCAGAGGAGCUCAGCCCAUUGCAUUGAACGUGACCGAGAAACCAUGCUAUGGCGAUUUUUCCAGCAACGCAAGCUUCUUUGAGGCAGAGGAAUCGAUUGCAAGCGCUCCCCCACCAUUCGCUCGGGUCGGCGGAUACAGAUAUACACGCAUGUUCUUGAACUUGCGUGGAUCCGUGGCCUUCAAAUGCCUUGAGCUGACCUGAUACAUUAAAUGUGUUCUCGUUGAACUCGAUUUCAUGUGUGGAGGCUGAUGGAGGCUGCCUCACAAGAGCAGACUGCCGGCUGCGAUUCGAAUUUAUGUGGCAGAGAAGUGAUCAGCUAGUACCACGCCACCAGCCCCGUCGAUCGAAUUUCCUUGGACACCAUGAAGCACCUCUGUGGAACACUUGUCGAAAUGUCCCAUCAAUGAGGCACAAAAAGGCUCUCAGCAAUUCCUUGGAAGAGCCUUUUUUCACAUCCACGAGGGAAUGUCAAGUGAAGCAAUACAAUAAUACAUUGCUGAAUCAUAGCAUGCCAAGGUGAUAGCUGGCGAUCACUUCCUGACAUGUCCUGAUCUGAGGCAGAAAUCACUUC
Molecule: messenger RNA, 2611 nt
Organism: Durusdinium trenchii
Lineage: Eukaryota; Dinophyceae; Suessiales; Symbiodiniaceae
Source: the annotation of a GenBank genome assembly